Molecule: messenger RNA, 5407 nt
Organism: Solea solea (common sole)
Lineage: Eukaryota; Metazoa; Chordata; Actinopteri; Pleuronectiformes; Soleidae
Product: LIM and calponin homology domains-containing protein 1-like
Exons: 30
Coding region: 240-4358 (1372 amino acids)
Biological process (GO): regulation of focal adhesion assembly; positive regulation of stress fiber assembly
Cellular component (GO): stress fiber
Molecular function (GO): myosin II head/neck binding
Source: RefSeq, a predicted model, not a curated record
GUUGCCCACAGACUCCAGGCAGGAGCGACACUGAGAGAGCAGCAACUGGUCCACUCAGCCCGCCGGUGUCUCCACUGCUGCUGCCUCCGCUUCAACACCUUCAGCCCCGGCGGAGAAGAACCGACACAACUGCCGCAGUCCACGGCUGUUUGCCGCAGGUGGAGUCGACGCGUCACUGCGCUGCUUUUACGCACAAUCCGAGGCUUUUUUGAGACUUGACAAGCUGAGCUUCUUCGCCAAUGGCAAGUCCGGUGGCAGACAUAGGACAGUCUCAUCAUCAUCAUCAUCAUCAGCAGCAGCAGCAGCAGCAUCCUCCUCAUCAUCAUCAGCAUCAGCCUGGCACUGUGUCGGCCGCAGACUCCGCGUUCCAGGAGGCGCAGAAAUGGAUCGAGGCCGUGACGGGAAGAUGUUUUGGUGACAAAGAUUUCAGAGGGGGUUUGGAGAACGGCAUACUGCUGUGCGAGUUGCUGAGCUCCAUUAAACCCGGUCUAGUGAAGAAAAUUAACAGACUCCCUACACCCAUUGCUGGUCUGGACAACCUCAGUGUGUUUCUUCGCGGCUGUGAGGAGUUGGGACUGAAAGGCUCUCAGCUGUUUGACCCCGGGGACCUGCAGGACACGUCCACACGCCCUAAGGGAAGUGACUGCAGCCGAAAACUCAAGAAUGUUUUAAUCACCAUCUACUGGUUGGGUCGUGCUGCCAACGGCUGUACCUCCUACAACGGGCCUACGCUGGACCUGAAAGAGUUUGAAGGCCUGCUGUCACAGAUGCGAAAGGAGGCAGAAGAGGCAGAAAGCCCCAAACGCAGCAUCCGUGACAGCGGCUACAUCGACUGCUGGGACUCGGAGCGCAGUGACUCUCUCUCCCCACCACACCACGGCCGCGAGGACUCCUUUGACAGCCUGGACUCCUUCGGCUCGCGCUCACGACAAACCCCGUCGCCAGACGUCCCGGUCGCCCGCUGCAGCAGCGAUGGUCGUGGCAGCGACUCGGAAUCCGACGGUCCCAACCUCCGAAAGAUGCCCGACCUCCGCAAAGACGACAUGCUGGCACGUCGGACGUCCGUCAGCGAGCCGCGGACCGCCAUGCCCUUCAACCAGUACCUCCCCAACAAGAGCAACCAGAGUGGAUACAUGCCCACGCCGCUGCGCAAAAAGAAAAGCGACAAAGAGGACGGAGGACGCAAGAGCUGGAGUACUGCCACGUCACCUAUAGGGGGAGACAGACCUCUCAGUCCAAAUGGCAACCCUAGGCUAGAUACCCAAACUCCACACUCCACCCCGCCCCCUGAACCCCACACACAGAUUCAUGUGGACCAUCAGAGAGUAGAGGAUGAGGAGGAGGAGGAGGAGGAAGGGGAGCUUACUGCAUCCACAGCGAGCAGGAGGAGCAGUGAGCCUCUGCACUGUAGCCUCCUCCAGCCCCGUGCAGAGACUCACACGGAGACUGUAACUCACCUGACAGUCACAUCUGAGUACAGCAGUCCAGCUCGCUCCUGCUCAGAGGAACUGUUCCGCCGCUCGCCAACAACUCCGACAGGAAACGGAAACGCCAUGGCAGCGUCGGGAGGGACGCCAGAGAGGGAGGAGUUUAGAGUGAGGAUGGUAGUCGCUGGCACUCCACCUGUCGCAGACGUAGACCAGGUGGAGAAGCAGGUGUGUCGACUGCUGACCUCUCCUAAACGCAUUGCCACCCUGAGUCCCUCCCACCUGCUUUCAGUGCCCGCUGCCAUGGCAACCACUUCAAAAGAAACAGCCAGUACGGGCAAACGAAGGGGCAGGGCACUGAGUGAAAGUGACGACCCACAAGGAGGGACGUCGUGGUUGGACAAUGAUCUUCCAGCAACAUUCAGCCGCACAGAUAGUGUGUCGGACGAUUCACAGAGUGUGAGUAUGAUCGACAUGCGUGGUGAAGAGGAGACCAUCACGCAGCCCCAUAAUCAGGUGCGUCAUGCGCUGAUGCACAAUCAGUACACCAAGAUGAAGGAAGAGGAGGAUCACUGGCAGGAUGACCUGGCGAAGUGGAAAAAUCGGAGGAGGAGUGUUUCUCAGGAUCUGAUCAAGAAGGAGGAGGAGAGGAAGAUGAUGGAGCAGCUGUUGACUGGAGACACCUGUAUCUCGCAGAGGAGGAGAAGCAUCAAGACGUACAGAGAGAUCGUGCAGGACAAAGAGCGUCGUGAGGAGGAGCUGCGUGACGCCUACAGAAGAGCCAGAACCCCAGAGGAGGCGUCGGCCAUCCUCCACCGUUAUGCCCAACGCUUCUCCAUCAGCGACGCCGUCCUGGAGCGCCUGCAGCUGCCAAAGCUCUUGGAUCGCAGCAUCUCCGCCGACCCCUCCUUCCCCGGCUCGCCCUUCCCUCUCUCCCUCUCCGCCUCCCCAACGACCCCCGACCCCUUUGACGAGGACCCCAAUGGCCCGCUGAGGUUCCUGCGCCAGCAGUCCGCUCCGGCUCCAAAGUUCACGUCCACGCUGGAGGCGCGAAUCGAGGAGUUUCCAAAAGACUCGUCCUCGCACCAGCGGCCCCAGAUCCGCUCCCGCUCGUCUGAGCCGCCGUCCACGCACUCUGCUCUGUCGCCCAGACCGGUGCCUCUGCUGACACCCAAGCCUUACUUUGAGCCCGGAGCCAGAGCGGCUGAGUCGAGGGCCAACAAGGCAGACGGUUUCCUUCGGGUCAACGGCAACGUAGGAGGCAACAGCGUUCCCGCUUCACCCGAGCGCCGAGGACGAGAAUCUCCUCCUCAUUUCGAGGCGUCUCCUUCUUACACCAACAACAGCACUGUCGACACGUCCUCUUCAGCAGCAGCAGCAGCAGCAGCAGCAGCAGCAGCGUCUCCUGCACACCACAGUCCACUUGUGUCACCAACAGGAGGAAGUCCACUGUUGGCAAAGGCCAAAGAGGCACAAGGUGGAACUGAAGAGGUUUCUGAGGAUCUCCAAGAGCGGAGAGGCACCGAGCAGUCAUCGCCACUCAGUCGGCCAACCUCACUUCCAGCGGAACUGCAGAAGCCACAGGAGAGCUUUUGGAAGGCUGGAAACCAGGCAGCAGCAGCAGCAGCUCCACAAGAGAACAACUCUGAUGUUGCAGCUCACCCAGCUCCACAUACAGAAGCCAAACAGGAAGAAGGAAAAGUUGAACCUUCAGCUCAGAACAACUGCAGUCUCGUCCAGUCGGGGGUCGACGCACCACAGAAUCCGCCUGUAACGUCACAGGCGAGUUUCCUCAGUUCCCAGGAGUCGCAGAAAAGAGAGAGUGAGCUCAGCUCAGCUGCUUCUCAGCCGUCACAGGAGAUCACAGCAGAGCUUGCAAACACUGUCAGGUCGCCGUUGGCAACCAGCAACCCUAAGUUACGCUGCGAGUUCUUCGCUCCACCAGGAGAGGUGGAAAAGGAACGCCGUGGAAGCGUGUCAGUGCCGGUGUUGCCUCAGACCAGGCGGGCCGACCGCUGGUCUUGGGACCCGGAUGAGGAGCGAAAGCGUCAGGAAAGGUGGCAGCAAGAGCAGGAGCGCAUGCUGCAGGAGAAGUACCGGCGCGAGCAGGAGAAACUGAAGGAAGAGUGGGAGAAAGCACAAAGGGAGGUGGCGGAGGAGGAGAGGAAGUACCAUGAGGAGGAGCGUAGGAUACUGGAGGAGACCGUGGCGCCUCUCACUCCUCGCUCCUCGGCUCUGCCGUCCCCCAGCCGCGGCGAGCUCUCGUCCACCGCCGAGCCCCACGACACCAUCGUCCGCUCUCUGGCCGACUGGGAACGCAAACAGGAACUGCUGGAGAGGCAGUCGAGGGCGAGUGUGGAGAGCGUGGAGGGGAGACGGAGGGAGAACGACAGAACCAGUGACAUCAGCACAGCUGAUGACAGCAUGAAAACAGGCAGAAGCUUAGUGAGUCAGAGCAGCAGUCAGCAGGAAACACUCGCUCACAGUCUGCACAACGGCCAAAAAGCUCCUCACAUGAAGCCCUCCACUCCUGUGAAGAAACAUCCAGAUCUGACGGCGGACGGCAACAAGGCCGGCCGGCCUGCAGGAGAGAGGAGGGCUGGUCCCGUUGAUAAUAACAUGAGCCGCAGCUCAUCAAAGCCUCCUGCAGCAUGUCCACCCACUGCAGACUCACUGCCUCCAUCACCGAACAGGUCUGUCAGUGGGAAGAAGCUUUGCUCCAGCUGUGGGCAGCCGUUAGGAAAAGGUGCCGCGAUGAUCAUAGAAACUCUCAGCCUCUACUUCCACAUUCAAUGCUUUAAGUGUGGGGUGUGUAAGGGACAGUUGGGCGACACGACCACAGGAACCGACGUGCGAAUCCGAAACGGCCUCCUCAACUGCCAGCAGUGCUACAUCCGCUCCCGCUCUGCUGGGCAGCCGACCACGUUGUGAUGCUCUACACAACAAAAACAAGCACAAGGUUCAGUCCAGUCCGUGUUUUUAACACAAUGACCUGCACACAUCACACCAAGAUUCAUCACCAGGCCAAAUGGGAGCCAAAGGUUUUCGUUAAAAAACAUCUGAACACAAAUAUGUGGAUAUAUUUGUUUGGUCUCCCCGUGCCGUCACAGACUCACUGUUUCAUCACGAGCGUAAAGAGGGGGAGAAGAAGAGAGAGACGGUUGUGAGGGCGGUGGCGGGCUGCGGCCAUGUUGAAGAGAAAACACACGGUCACAUUCACAGACGCUUCAAACACAGACACACGGACGCUCUGCGGGGACGGGGACGCUCACGUCUUACUUCAGUAGAAUCAGAUUCUGCUUUUGUUCUGGAUGGAAAAGAAACGGUUUGUGAAAAGCACUUGGUUCCAUAUGAUGGAAAAAAAAAACCACCUUUUUUCUUCAUUUAUUUUUUUUGGGAUGAUAAGAAUCCAGACUGGAUCUGAAUAUCUGCAGAAACAAAGCUCACUAUAAUCCAACCGCAGGAAGUCCCUAUGUGUUUAAGCCUUUGGCCCAAACAGUGAUCUCUUUCCAUGUUCUGUGCUCAGAAUGACAUAAUCUAAUCCAAACACACACAUUAUGGAUGUAGUUCAUCACUGGGGCAAUAACAGCUGCUGGGGUCGCAGAAGGUUGUUCCUCGGUCAGGACUUUAAUGUGCCUUAAGAAAGAAAGCAAGGUGAUGCAGGAGAACGGAUGAAACACCAGCUGCUCUCUGGUGUUUUAUGAUAUUUAUCUUUAAAUUUAGGGAAGGAAGGAAGGAGGGAGGGAGGGACUUUGGCCAAAAUUUAAGGACAGACAAAACUGCAGCCCCUUCCCUACAUCACACUUUACUUCACUUCAUAACGACUGUUCACUUUCACAUUAACGUCAUUUUAAAUUUUCUGUUUGUUCCUCUGUGAUUUGCAGUAAUCGAUGCAAAGAAAGGAACGUAACUGUUGUGUAUCUGGGAGUGUGUAUAUAUAUAUAUAUAUAUAUAUAUACAUAUACACACACAUAUAUGUA